Messenger RNA from Sinocyclocheilus rhinocerous, 2252 nucleotides. Its product is annotated as sorting nexin-30-like. Gene Ontology annotation, biological process: piecemeal microautophagy of the nucleus; protein transport; reticulophagy. Bases 104 to 1447 code for a protein of 447 amino acids. The transcript has 10 exons. The record is from RefSeq and is a predicted model, not a curated record. Gene Ontology annotation, cellular component: phagophore assembly site; early endosome. Lineage: Eukaryota; Metazoa; Chordata; Actinopteri; Cypriniformes; Cyprinidae. Gene Ontology annotation, molecular function: phosphatidylinositol binding.
AGUUCCGCACCUGCGCGGUGGCUGUCAGCUGACAGAUGUUCGCUGUCUCGGUUCGUGCGGCUGUGAAACACAAUCACCUGCGCGAUCAGAGCCGAUCAGCGCGAUGAGUGCCGGCACCCCGCGAUCACUGGCCUCGUCCGGGCAGAAAUCCAUCCAGGACAUCUGCCACCCUCUGUCCGCCGAGGAGAGCGCGCUGAGCCGCAUCCCAGAUGUGCUGAACCCCGGCAGCGCCGGAGAGAGGGACCUGAUCCUGCCCAAUGGGACUCCAGUAGACACCUCAAGCCCCGCCUCCUCUUCAUCUCUGCUGAACCGACUACAGCUCGAUGACGAUCUGGACGGAGAAACACGCGAUGAACAAAAAUAUAACAUCACAACAGAGUUUGACCUGCCUGAGUACUCGGUAAGGCGACGCUACCAGGACUUUGACUGGCUGAGGAACAAAUUAGAGGAAAGCCAACCCACCCACCUUAUUCCAACCACCAGAACAGAGUUUGACCUGCCUGAGUACUCGGUAAGGCGACGCUACCAGGACUUUGACUGGCUGAGGAACAAAUUAGAGGAAAGCCAACCCACCCACCUUAUUCCACCUUUGCCUGAGAAGUUUGUUAUGAAGGGAGUGGUGGACCGCUUCUCAGAGGAGUUUGUGGAGACCAGGAGAAAGGCACUAGACAAGUUCCUCAAACGUGUAGCAGACCAUCCGGUGCUCUCUUUCAAUGAACACUUCAAUGCAUUUCUCUCAGCAAAGGACUUGAAUAAGCGUCAAGGCCUGGCUCUGCUGACUAAAAUGGGGGAAUCUGUGAAGUAUGUGACAGGCGGUUAUAAAGUGAGGGCACGGCCGGUGGAGUUUGCCGCCAUGGGUGACUAUCUGGACUUGUUCACACAGAAACUGGGCACCAUUGACAGGAUAGCACAGCGAAUCAUCAAAGAGCAAUCAGAGUUCCUGAUGGAGUUGAGAGAGUACGGGCCGGUCUACUCCUCCUGGUCGUCUUUUGAGGAGGACCUCCAUGAUCCUCUGGAGGGGGUGUCGGGGUGCGUGUCGAACUGCUCCAGCGCUCUGGAGGAGCUCACGGAGGACAUGAGCGAAGACUUUCUCCCUGUGCUCAGAGAAUACGUCCUGUACAUCGAGUCCAUGAAGAAUGUGCUGAAGAAGAGAGACCAAGUUCAAGCUGAGUAUGAAACCAAGUUGGAGGCAGUCGUGUUCAGGGAGGACAAAAAGACACCGGUGCCCUCUGAUGUGGAGAAGUGUCAGGACCGUGUGGAGUGUUUCAACGCUGACCUGAAGGCCGACUGGGACCGCUGGGAGAACAACAAGCGGCAGGACUUCAGACAGCUGCUGACGGGCAUGUCCAACAAAAACAUCCUGUACUACGAGAAGUGCCUUGCAGCAUGGGAGUCCCUCAUUCCACUGUUACAAGACAAACAGGAGGCAAAGGGAGAAACGAACUGAGCGUGUUUCAGCCAGCAGAGCUUUCACGGGACGCUACUGGAGCGGACGAGCUCCGAGAAUUCAUUUUUGUAAAGUGUCUUUAUUUGUUAAAGCCCAUGCAACCACCUCUCUCUUGUUCUCUCUCUUUUGUUGUGGAAGGAGAAUUUGUAGUUUCCUCGUCUCAAGCUCGGGCUAGACCUGCAGAAGAAACGCUAAACACUUAACGGCUUCGGGAAACCACAAACGGUCGCGAGGAGUUUUUGGUGACGUCAACAAAUGUGUCGUUUUUAGUGAAAUGUUUGCCUGUUACCCUUUUGUAAAUGCUUGUCUUUUGAUGCUGAUCCGUCCAAGGGAACCGAGACGUCAGUGUUCUUGUUUUUUUUGGUUCACGUUCACGAACAGUCCUCUUGCCAAAGAUGUGGAACUGAAGUUUGAUAUCUCCUUUGCUUUUUUCCGGAAGAUUUCUUGGCCACUGGCAUCACAAAAGCCUUGCCUGGAUCGGCCGUUCCCUCGUUACACUCUAAACUAAGCUGUUGCGUUUUCUCAGCCAUACUUGACCUCAUUAAAUAUUUAUGACAAAAUAUGUGUCAUAAUGAUUUGUACUUGUCUUAAUGGGGCAGUAAAUGUGUUUGAGAUAUCUAGUCGAGUGAGGUGAAUGUAAUGUGGGACGUUUCCUGUGAAACUCUGGGAUACUAAUGGAGAGCGGUUCAUCUCCAGUAAUAUACACACAUUCUGAAAUUCAAAGCUUUUAGUAAAUGCAUUAUGGUAAUGUUUUUGGCAGCUGUUACAUCGCUGGUUAUGCAGUGCAGGAUUGUAAUGCGUUACU